CCGAGCGGUCCCGGGGGGUGGGCGAGCGCGGGCUCUGGGCGGGACCCUGGCGGGGACCCCAAGCGGUCUCUAGGACCCGCGGGACGCCGCUGGCGGGCGGGGUGCGGGGGAGACCCUAAUUUGUUCCGUGGUAAUGAGACGGUGACUGUUGGCCGUGGCUCCAUUUCACAGGCCUGCCCUCCCUCACUAACGAGCCUCCUCGUCCCCGGGCCAACUCGGACAGCUUGCGCCUUGACUGCAACGGUCAAGGCCGGCUGGUGCCAGCACAGCGCGCGCGCGCACACGCGGGGGGCGGGGGGGGGAACUUUUUUCAAAAAAUGAAAGCCUAGACUCGCUCGUCGGCUGCGCGGGCGCCGCGCGAGGGUGUCGGAGCGGACUCCGCGCGGCAGGAAAUCCCUCGGGGCGCGACGUCCGGCCCCCCGCUUGGCGCCCGCGUGGGAUGGUGCGCGCUCGCGGCCGGGCCCCGAGAGCUGCAGCACCGAAGGCCGGCGACCAUGGCAGCGCGCCCGCCGCCCGCGCCCCCCGCCCGCGCCCUCCUGCUCGCCCUGGCCGGGGUCCUGCUGGCGUCUCGCGCGGCCCGAGGGGUGAACUUGGGAAGCCACUCCACUCCUUUCAUGCGACAGGCCCGAACGAGGGACCAGGGAGGAGCCUAUGAAGUGGUCAGUGCCUCCCUUUUGAACGGAGACCUCUGGGACCCAACCAAGAGCAUCAACUCAAAGAAUCAUCCAGAAGUGUUGAAUUUUCAAAUACAACUGGAAAGCAAAGAACUGACCAUAAAUCUGGAGAGAAACGGAGGUCUCAUUGCUAGCGGUUUCACAGAAACCCAUUAUCUGCAGGAUGGCACUGAUGUGUCCCUCACUCGAAAUCACACGGGUCACUGUUACUACCACGGACACGUGCAAGGAUACCCUGGCUCGAUGGUCAGCCUCAGCACUUGUUCUGGCCUCAGGGGACUUAUUACUUUUGAAAAUAAAACCUAUGUCUUGGAACCAAUGAAAAAUGUAACCAACAGAUACAAACUCUUCCCGGCGGAUACCCUGAAGGGCAUCUGGGGACCGUGCGGAGCACAUCACAACGCCUCCGGCCUCACUGCAGACAGCAGGCUCCCACCAGCCUCCCGGACGCGGGUGACAAGGCAUAAACGGGAGACGCUCAAGAUGACCAAGUACGUAGAACUGGUUAUUGUAGCAGACAACCGAGAGUUUCAGAGGCAAGGAAAAGAUCUGGAAAAAGUUAAGCAGCGAUUAAUAGAGAUCGCUAAUCACGUUGACAAGUUUUACAGACCACUGAACAUCCGAAUAGUGUUGGUCGGCGUGGAGGUGUGGAAUGACAUCGACAAAUGCUCUAUCAGCCAGGACCCAUUCACAACCCUCCAUGAGUUUCUGGACUGGAGAAAGAUGAAGCUUCUACCUCGCAAAUCCCAUGACAACGCACAGCUUAUCAGUGGAGUUUAUUUCCAAGGGACCACCAUCGGCAUGGCGCCGAUCAUGAGCAUGUGCACGGCGGAACAGUCCGGAGGAAUCGUCAUGGACCAUUCAGACAGCCCCCUUGGCGCGGCUGUGACCCUGGCACAUGAGCUGGGCCACAAUUUCGGGAUGAACCACGACACGCUGGAGAGGGGCUGUAGCUGCAAAAUGGCUGCCGAUAAAGGAGGCUGCAUCAUGAACCCUUCAACCGGGUACCCGUUCCCCGUGGUGUUCAGCAGCUGCAGCAGGAAGGACCUGGAGGCCAGCCUGGAGAAAGGCAUGGGGAUGUGUCUCUUCAACCUGCCGGAAGUCAAGCAGUCUUUCGGGGGCCGGAAGUGUGGGAACGGAUAUGUGGAGGAAGGAGAAGAGUGUGACUGCGGGGAGCCGGAGGAAUGUACGAGUCUCUGCUGCAAUGCCAGCACCUGUACCCUGAAGCCAGAUGCUGUGUGUGCCCACGGGCUGUGCUGUGAAGACUGCCAGCUGAAGCCAGCAGGGACGGCAUGCAGGGACCCCAGCAACUCCUGUGACCUCCCGGAGUUCUGCUCGGGGGCCAGCCCCCACUGCCCAGCCAACGUGUAUCUGCACGACGGGCACCCGUGUCAGGGCGUGGAUGGUUACUGCUUCAACGGCAUCUGUCAGACCCACGAGCAACAGUGUGUCACGCUCUGGGGACCAGGUGCUAAACCUGCUCCUGGGAUCUGCUUUGAGAGAGUCAAUUCCGCAGGUGACCCUUAUGGCAACUGCGGCAAAGACUCCAAGAGUUCCUUCGCCAAAUGUGAGAUGAGAGAUGCGAAAUGUGGAAAAAUCCAGUGUCAAGGAGGAGCCAGCCGGCCAGUCAUUGGUACCAAUGCCGUUUCCAUAGAAACGAAUAUCCCACUGCAGGAAGGAGGUCGUAUUCUGUGCCGUGGGACCCACGUGUACUUGGGCGAUGACAUGCCAGACCCCGGGCUCGUCCUUGCCGGCACAAAGUGUGCGGAUGGAAAAAUAUGCCUCAAUCGUCGGUGUCAAAAUAUCAGUGUCUUUGGUGUUCAUGAGUGUGCAAUGCAGUGUCACAGCAGAGGGGUGUGUAACAACAGGAAGAACUGCCACUGCGAGGCCCACUGGGCACCCCCCUUCUGUGACAAGUUUGGCUUCGGAGGAAGUACAGACAGCGGCCCCAUCCGGCAAGCAGAUAACCAAGGUUUAACUAUAGGAAUCCUGGUGACCAUCCUGUGUCUUCUCGCUGCUGGAUUUGUGGUUUAUCUCAAAAGGAAGACAUUGAUACGACUGCUGUUUACAGAUAAAAAAACAGCCAUUGAAAAGCUAAGAUGUGUGCACCCUUCCCGGCCAUCCGGCGGCUCCCAGCCUGGCCAGGCUCACCUCACCCACCUCAGCAAAGGCCUGAUGAGGAAGACGCCACAUUCCAGCACGCCCAAGGAUAAUCCCAAGAGACUGCCGCAGUGUCAGAAUGUGGACAUCAGCCAGCCCCUCAAAGCCCUUGACCUCCCUCAGCCCAGUUGGCCUCAGCGAGUGCUCCCGCCCGUCCACCAGGCUCAUCGGGCACCCAGCGUCCCUGCCAGACCUCUGCCAGCCAACCCUGCACUUAGGCAGCCCCAGGGAACUCGUAAGCCGAACCCUCCUCAGAAGCCUCUGCCUGCGGACCCUUUGAGCAAGACGACCCGGCCCGCCAAUGCCUCAGCCAGGACCCUGGGACCGCAGGAGUCUGGGCUCUGCCUGGCGCCCAUCAGACCAGCUCCUAAACGUCCACACCAAGUGCCCAGACCCACCCAUACCGCCUACACCAAGUGAGAAGAAGCAAGCCAACACUUUUUCAACAGUGAAGACAGAAGUUUGCACUAUCUUUCAACUCCAGUUGGAGUUAUUGAUUUUUGUACCAACUUUUAGAAUUUUUUUAAUGUUUAAAACACCAUUACUUUAAGAACUUCGAGCUACUGCCGUCGGUGCUGUGCUGUGCUAUGGUGCUCUGUAUACUUGCUCAGGUACUUGUAAAUUAUUAAUUUAUGCAGAAUGCUUGCUACAGUGCAGUGCGCUGUAGGAAGCGGUUUUUUUUUUUACCAUCACUGAGUUUUCCAUGGAAGGAAGGCUUCUUGUGCUUUUCAUAGUUUAGUGAACUUGAAAUAUCAUGCUUUCUGGGAUUCUGGACAGGAUGUUUACUUUCUGAUCAAGGCUUUAUGGGAGAGCAACCCCCCAGCUACCCAAAGCUGUGGUUAUGGUACCAGACACAGCUCAAGAGACCCCAGGUAGAACCCUGAGUGAUUUUCUGGAACCCCUCAUCUUAGGCCGGGGGCUUCAGGUCCAGGCUGUGCUUGGUUUUCAGGGAGCCCCUGGGCCCCGUCGUAGCUGACAGGCUGGCCCACCAGGGGCUACUCCUUGAAGCUCCAGGAUAGCGGGUAAGGAUGUGGCUUCCGGUGGGGACGCUUUGGAGAGACGCUGGGUUUCAGAGAGGAAUUUUCAGGUGCGGCUAGGCUACCCCAGGAUAGAGGCUGGAACACAAGGCCAGACAGAAACUUGACCUUGAGCUCCCUGGCCACGAGCAUAUUUGGAGAGCAGCCAAAACAGCCUGCUUGAUAGAAACACCAAAUCCAUCUUUUCCUGGCUGCCCUUUACAGAGUGCUGGCAUCAGCACCUGACUUGGAUUGGGAAAUGUGGUGUUUCUAUAAGGAGCUACUGCCCGGGCACUGCAAGCCUCCAUCUCCCUGUCCUGUUUGGCGCUAAGCAAAUUACCACCUUGUCUUCUCCACUGUAACACAAUGAUUCUCUGUUCAGACAGACAGAUGAGGCUUUUUGUGGGACCAUAACUGUUUUCAGAUGUGAACCAGUAACCAGAUCUAGUGAAUCAACUCUGUAGAUAAAAAGCUCCCUUUACGGCAAGAUUCAACUUAUUCAAAAUUAGGCAGAAUCCCUAUGCUUGCAAAAACUACAGCCCAAUGGACGCUGUGCUCACUGGUAUCAGCUAUGUCUGCUGUCCUUGUUAGUACAUAUUAGACAAAGGACCAUAGGUUACUAGUAAAUUCUUUUGGGGGUAUCCUAUUUUCCCCAGUUGGCUGCAGGAAUUUUUAAAAGGUGUUUUUAGCAUAAAGUCGGAAUCUAUUAAAAACUUGCAACCUACCUGUUGAGCAUCACAGACUGUGAUAAGGAAAUCAAUUUCCCAAUCCUAAAUAUUCACAAAAUGCAGUCUUGGGUAGCAUCCCCGACAACCUUUUACCCUCCAGAUGUCUGACUUGGGGAGCCAUUUUCAGGAGGAGAGCUUGAAGAUGCCUGUAUCUAAUGGCACGAAAGCUACAAAACACCCAGACAAGGGAAAAUGCCAUUAUGCCUCCAUCUUCCUAGUGGGUCUCACAUGUGACUAGUUUUUAUAUUAUCAUAAAACAGAGUGAAUUAUGGAACUAAAGACUUCAUUGGGGUCAAUUUCAAUGGUUUUUCUAUGACUUGAAGUAGAAAGACAAAACGUACCAAGAACCUUGGUAUGCCUUCCUGAAAACAAGACUGCAUUUUAACUGUCCCGGUGUGUCCCCAGCAUAUCUAGGCAAAAUGGUAUUCAUGAUCCUGGGUAAACUAAAUAAGUCCCUGUCCCAAACACACACAAAAGGGAAUCCAACUCUGAUACAUUCCAACUCCUGUAGCAUGUUUCUGUUUAUUAUACAAUUAUUAAUUUCUUAAAAAUGUAAAGUCAUGUUAGAAAAUAUUACUGCUGAUGAGCACAUACAGAAUUACUGUGAUUGCUAUUACAUGUGGUAAUUGUAUUAAGGCCAAAACAUAUACUAUUGAAGUUUACAGAAUUUUUAUGGUGCAUUACGUGGGUAUUGUCUUUAUAGAUGUCCAACUCCUUACAUCUGGCAUUUUAGCCCCUCCUCCUAAUGCGAGGGAGAGGAUGUGAACUUUUUUUUUUCUUGUCUGUCCUUCGCUAUAAUUCCUGUGCUUCUAUUUCAGAGAACCAGGAAUCGUUUGCUAUUAAAGGAGGUUAACGCUGUGAUCUUAACACCAUGUCAUCAGUGGUCACUUACUGGCUGCCGCUGAUGAUACUUGUACAUUCUUAUCUCUGCAGUACUAAUUGUUUUUAUAGAGCCAUGCAAUUUAUUUCUGGAUAAGAACAUAUUUAAAUCUAAUGUCCCCUUACAAUAGACAGAUAAUAUCAAAGGAAUACUACUUCCACGGUGCAGUAUUUAUCAAAUGAGACAUAUUUAGCAAUAACUUCCAUUUUAAUAUCACUUAGGAAAGGACGCAAUAGCCAGGUUUUUUGCGGGGAGGAGGUAUUCCUCCCUCUUUUUAUAUCCUCAUAGAUGAUGGAAACAAAAAUCCAUACUGAUAUGUCAAUGGCUGCCUAUUUUGAAUAUUGUUAAAAAUUUUAUAGGCAUGAAUAAUAGAGUUGAUUUGCGUUUACAAGGCCGUCACUGAGAAAGUCAAUGUGCCUAGACACACAGUAGGUCCUGAGGGUCAUCACUUUUCUUCAUCUUAUUAUGGUUGUGAGGUCUAUGACCCCACUUUACUGGGAAGUAUACUGCUAAUCUCCCAGGCAUUCUAUUUAAAACUUUAUCUCCUGAAAUUUUUUUUGUAACAGUUUGUUUCCCUGACACAUGGAAUCAGAUGUGUAGCAACCGAAAGAAACAAUGCAUAACAUUUUCCAUUGUCAAAAUAUGCACACAGAGGUUACGCUUCCCCGUGGGAAUUUUUCCAGCUCACACAUGUGGGAUGACAUCACAGAACCACAAAAGCAACAAAUUAAACUACAUGAGAAUAAAUACUCCUGACUAGUCUCAGAGGGGACAUUUUUAUGCCUUCUUAACUUUAUGAGGAAUUCUCAGGCUGAAACCAGAGGCUAUUGUUCUCUGGCAAAUCAAUACAGUACAUCAAUGUAUCCCCGAGAAGAAAAUCAGCUAAAACUCUGAGCGGUGUCAGACUGUUAGGAGCCUGUGAUCUCCCAUGGUGCUAGCGAGAGCCCACUGCUGGGCCAGAUAGAAUGCCCCAGCAUCUGUGCCACCUCGCGACUGAUGUUUACUGAGCACGCUGAGCCAACGAGACCUGACAACUGCACAGGCAUGGCGCCUGGGCAGCCGGGCUGGGUCUCUCUCAUGCAGCCUCGCCCUGUGCAGACUUUCCUCACGAGGCUUAUUUCAUGUAAAACUGUUGCUAUGGAGUCUCACCUGGUGUUCUGAGAGCAGGAAGCCCAGGGCACACGUGGUCGGGAGGUCCUUCCUCACUGCUGUCACACGACCCCAGCCAAACACAAGUGACACAGAUAAACAUUACACCAACCCUCCCAGAAGUCUCCCAGUGCUGACACUGACCCCCAGGCGUGACUCUCAGGCUGUGGCUUCCACACACUAUGGGUGACAUCGCAGUGGGCGACACUGCAGGUACCAUCUUGUGUCCUCCUCACCGCCUCAGAGGCCAGCCCUGCACUCCCACACUUACUUCCCGUGACUCAUGAGCAGGCCCAUAACCCCAUCCGGACAUGGAGCCAAGGCUAACACACAUCUCUCUGCCUGUCCCUGUCACCUGUGCACAAGUCCCUUUCCCACGUCAGACCCUGUGCUGAUGCCUCUCCAAUCUCGGAUGAAUCUGUGUUCAUAGCUCCUUUGGGUCAGCCAAAGUGGUGACUGCUGCAGCGUGUGGCUGCCCCAAGUCCACCCCUUGCCCACCCAAAGCCCAGCCUUCUCCAGGGCUGCAGCUCGGAGCCACCCCACCAGUUACCCCACCCGCCUCGAACCCAGCAGAGCCCCUCCCAGAGGCACAUCACCCCAUAGUGACCUCCGGCCUAAAGACUUAUUCUAAUUGCAAGGGGGAGCGGGCCAUAGAAAAUCAGUGUACCUGUAGCCGCAAAAUCCUCCGGCCUUACCCUAUGGUUCCCAUUGGCAUCUAUUUCUUUUAAGCCAAUCUGAAAACUCUGAUAGUGAUAUAAGUAACACAUUAAGACAGACUGGUGAGCCUCAGGCUGAGGGUGCUCCCAGAAGCCACUCACCUACUGAAGGAGCUGUUUCCCGCCUUUCAUCAAGAAGACCCCCUCUUUACUUUGGGGACAGCAGGGGCCUUACAGUCCAGCCAUUCAGAACCUGUUUCCUGUGAGAGAAGCUAGAAAGAACACUUGUGUAAAAUUGUUAUAAUGUUCAAGUCAUAGCCGGAAGAUUUAACACAAUUAAAGGAAUCCUCAGUGUGAUUCCACUCUUCCAGGUUGAACGCUCUAUAACCAACCUGAUUUCCCAUCUUCAAAAGCCAUGCCCUAUAUCCGCCCUGUGCUUCUCCUUCCAUAAAAAAAAAUCUCUUAGUCCUCAAUUUAGCACAUUUACAUCCAGACAAAAGAAUACAUAUCAUGUGAUCAUGUUUAGUUUUACAAAGAAGUGGAAUGACCUCUGUGUCCAUGGCCUAUAAGCAGUGAUAGAAAAAAAUACAUCAGAUUAGUAAGACAGAAAAAUCCUCGAAGCGUCCCAGGCAGGACGAGUCAUGGCAGCGCUAACGUUCUCUUAUACCUUCGGAGGCUGGAGGGAAGGGCCAUUGUUGGAAUGUGUGUGGCAACAUAACUCUUUAACACUUGGCUACAGGCCACUCAGCACAGUGCAAACUUAUAGCUACUAAACCAGUACAUUAACUUUAUAGUGCUUCAUCCAUUUAUAAUGCUUUGGUUUGCUAAUUUUUUUUCCACAUACCUUUUUAUGUUACAGUCCAUUACUUUUGUACACAUUUCUCAUAUUGGGGGUUCUCCAGGUAACACAACCUGCUAUUUCCGUAGAAAAGUCAUUGUUAAGCAUAUUAUAUCCAAUAAAUGCUAUACAGGUAAAUAUAAA
Molecule: messenger RNA, 8245 nt
Organism: Hipposideros armiger (great roundleaf bat)
Lineage: Eukaryota; Metazoa; Chordata; Mammalia; Chiroptera; Hipposideridae
Gene: ADAM12
Product: ADAM metallopeptidase domain 12
Exons: 23
Coding region: 495-3254 (919 amino acids)
Biological process (GO): proteolysis
Molecular function (GO): metalloendopeptidase activity
Source: RefSeq, a predicted model, not a curated record